AAAGUACGAGGCAGAACACGACCAGUGGACAGUCAGGCGUCGCUGAUGUGAGUGUCAGUGUGUACAGUACUCACCCAGGAAUUCAGUUCAUCCAACUAAGCUUCAAGGCACGAAAAUGUUGAUAGCUCUUGCUCUCAGUACCGCCGUCCUGACGCUUGCCGGCUGCACAUCAGGCGCCGUUUACAGGGAGAUACUGCCUGAGAGACAGGAAGCUCCCGGCAAAUGUUUCGUGGAAUUAAGCGCGGGGGAGUCGUACUACAAGGAAAACGAGUGUGUGAAAUACACCUGCCAGCCAUCUUCCCGGGUCGGCUACGUGGAGCUGGUCGGAUCAACGUGUUCGAUGAGAAUUAUAAGCUUCCCUGGUUGCGAGGACAAGCCCGAGAACUUAACACUGAAGUACCCUGAGUGUUGCCCCUCAACCUGCUCCUCGUCACAUGAAAUGAAUCUGUGGUAAAUGCAGCCCUCUUGUUACAUCGAUGUUAUAGUGACAUUGGGGUAUGUCUGUGGUCACAAAUAUAGGCUAUUAAGCAAAGUC
This is a messenger RNA of Cryptotermes secundus, 535 nucleotides long. RefSeq lists its product as uncharacterized. The transcript is spliced from 4 exons. Bases 116 to 454 code for a protein of 112 amino acids. The record is from RefSeq and is a predicted model, not a curated record. Lineage: Eukaryota; Metazoa; Arthropoda; Insecta; Blattodea; Kalotermitidae.